Pseudozyma flocculosa PF-1 is the source of this 1917-nucleotide messenger RNA. RefSeq lists its product as uncharacterized. The record is from RefSeq and is a predicted model, not a curated record. Bases 1 to 1917 code for a protein of 638 amino acids. Lineage: Eukaryota; Fungi; Basidiomycota; Ustilaginomycetes; Ustilaginales; Ustilaginaceae. The transcript has a single exon.
AUGCCCGCCGCUCUCACGCUGACAGAGACGUUGGCGCCAUCGUCGGAGCGUGUCGUCGUCGGCACGCCAUGCAGCUCGCCGAGGCGGAGCACGACGACGAUCCGUCGCAAGGCGCCUCCCAAGCUCACGCCCGACCUGCUCGAGGCGCUACCACCCAUGCCCCCCACGCCUUCCAUGCCACACAGCCCGCACCUUGCCGCCGAACAGGCUCGUUCGGCCUUCCUGACUCCUCCCGUGGCGGCCGAGGCGGAAGCGACGACGAGGACACUGCGGCGAAGCGCGAGCUCGGGCGAACCGCAGCUGGCGCCGAUGCUGGAGCGUGGCGACGUCGUCGGCCCGGCGAGCAUGACGCCGCUGAGAAGGCAGUUUGUCCUCGACAUCGACGAGGCGGCCGUCGAGGCCAGGCGGAGCGAACAUCCAGACACGACGAUCCGCAGCCUCGUCGAUGCGGAAAGGGCGGCAAAGUCGCAGCAACAGCCCCCCAGUCGACGCGGCCAUCUGCGCUGGUUCUCGAGCCAGGACCGGAGCCGGAGCCGGAGUCGGGACGAGGAACGCGAUGGCAAGACCCCCUCCACCGCCGCCGCCACCACCACAAUUGCGGCUGAGAGCGGCGGGAGCGCAUCCAAGAAGCCAGCGGGGAAGGGACUGCUGCGAAGCCUGUCGUUUUUCCGCCGCUCCCCAUCGUCCUCACGGACACCCUCCGACGCCAGUACGUCGGUCCCUGCAUCGUUUUCUUCCUUGUCAUUGUCGUCGUCGACGUCGUCGUCGUCGUCACGCUCGCGCAGGCCCGGGUUCCUGAAGCGGCGCGCGUCGAAGCGCGGGCCCAUCUCGCCGCCCAAGUCGGUCGUCCAUCUGCAGGGCGGCAGCCCAAUCAUGGCCCUCCGGUCCAUUGAGCCGGAAGCAAGCCCAGCGAGGAGCGGCACGGCGACGUCGACGCCGCUUCCUCUCAUCUGUGAGCCCGCGCAUGGUCCGCCCAUCGACCUCAAAAAGGAGGAGACCAUGAACAUGGCCCCGUCACAUGCUGGCGUCUGCGGUGCUGAGGGUGGCAGCGACAAAAGCCUCGGUCUUUUGCACGACGAGAUCCAAGCGCCGCUCAGUUCGGAGGCCAUGUCGUCGGCGUCACGCAGCGAUGACAGCAGCAGCAUCAGCAGCAGGCCGCCCACGCCCUCGAGCCGGCCGGCGCGCUCGCAGCACCGUCAGUCUGCGUCGCCGCCGCCCAAGGCGAUCCCCCGGCUCGACCGGGUCGAGGAGGCGAUCCAGGAAGCCCUCUACGCUUCGGCCGUCGAGGCCGAUACGCCCAAGCGGGAAAACGCAUUUCCCGACGAUCUCGGCGAGUCGUGCGACAUCCUCGAGCCGGUGCUGGUCCAAGACCCAUCGGGGCCGCAGCGGCCACGUUCGCACAUGUCGUGCCUGAUCUCCGAUCCGCCUCUCGUCGUCUUUGGCACGGCUCCGGAUCAGAUGCAGGUGCAGGAACAGGUGCAGGUGCAAGAACAAGCCAAGCCGCCGCCGCCAACGACGGCAUCGACAAAGACGUCGCCGUCGCUACCGACGCUGCGCGAGUUUGAGCGCCAGCUCAAGCGCACCCUCUCGUCGGCCGCCACGCACCACCCCUUCCUCUUGCGGCAGCGCACGUUUCGACGCGCCUCGGACGACGACGGCGGCGCCAGCAGCGGGUCGUCCGAGACCGGUCUGCCUUGCUCGCUCGUCUCGACGGCGAGCGAGGCCGACGACGAACGCAAACGCGGAGAAGAGAGCGGCAAUAGCAGCAGCAGCAGCAGCAGCAGCAGCAGCAGCAGCGACGAGGCGCCGUCUCUGUGCGACGUCGAACCGUGGACUGGUCCCAACGGCCCUCCGAUCGUCGUCGGCGGCGAUGGUGGCGGAGAUGCCGUGACCCAGCGGCCGCAGCUGGUGGCUUGA